AUGGGGCUCGGACAGUCCAGCAAGGCGCCCACGGCGGAGGACACUGAGGAGGUCAACUUUGACCACUUCCAGAUCCUUCGAGCCAUUGGGAAAGGGAGUUUUGGGAAGGUGUGCAUCGUCCAGAAGAAGGACACAAAGAAGAUGUACGCCAUGAAGUACAUGAACAAGCUCAAGUGCGUGGAGAGGAACGAGGUGCGCAACGUCUUCAAAGAGCUGCAGAUCAUGCAGAACCUGGAGCACCCAUUCCUAGUCAACUUCUGGUACUCGUUCCAGGACGAGGAGGACAUGUUCAUGGUGGUGGACCUGCUGCUGGGAGGCGACCUGCGCUACCACCUGCAGCAGAACGUGCACUUCUCCGAGUCCACCGUCAAGCUGUACGUCUGCGAGAUAGCCCUGGCUCUCCACUACCUGCGCAACAAGCGCAUCAUCCACAGAGACGUCAAGCCAGACAACAUCCUACUGGACGAGCACGGUCACGUCCAUUUGACGGACUUCAACAUCGCCGCCGUGGUGAAAGACGACCUCAAAGCCUGCUCUAUCGCCGGAACCAAGCCAUACAUGGCCCCAGAACUCUUUCAGCCUUUUGAGGGGACCCAUCCCGGAUACUCGUUUGCAGUGGACUGGUGGUCACUUGGGAUCACGGCCUAUGAGCUUCUCAGAGGACAGAGACCCUACGUGAUGCGCUCCUGCACGCCGGCCAAUGAGAUCAUUCAGACGUUCCACAAGGUUUACCCCAGCUACCCCGCCGCCUGGUCCACAGAGAUGAAGUCUCUGCUCAGAAAGCUAAUAUGUAUGGACGUGUCCAAGCGGAUGUCCAGCCUCUCUGAGCUCCAGGAGACGGACUACCUCGCCGACGUCAACUGGGACGCUGUCCUCAGCAAACAGAUCUCCCCCGCGUUCAUCCCCAAUAGACGGCGUUUGAACUGUGACCCCACGUUUGAGCUGGAGGAGAUGAUUCUGGAGUCCAAACCACUGCACAAGAAGAAGAAGAGACUGGCCAGGAAGAGCAGGGACAACAGCUCUGAUGGGUCACCACAGAAUGGUCUGCUCCAGCAGCGUCUGGAUAACGUGGAAAGGGACUUCAUCAUCUUCAACAGAGAGAAGCUGCGGAGAGCCAAGACGGACACUGAGGAGAACGAGCAGCUCAUGAAGGAGAAGGUGAAGGCGGCCAUCGAGGAUGGACAGAACAACAACGUUGACCCCCCUGCAGCAUGCCCUUCUGAAUAG
Sardina pilchardus (European sardine) is the source of this 1227-nucleotide messenger RNA. It is a transcript of the gene stk32a, whose product is annotated as serine/threonine kinase 32A. The transcript is spliced from 12 exons. The record is from RefSeq and is a predicted model, not a curated record. Gene Ontology annotation, biological process: protein phosphorylation. Bases 1 to 1227 code for a protein of 408 amino acids. Lineage: Eukaryota; Metazoa; Chordata; Actinopteri; Clupeiformes; Clupeidae. Gene Ontology annotation, molecular function: ATP binding; protein kinase activity.